UUUCCAAAACAACAAGCUUUGAUUCUCAAAAGCAAUAGUGAGAGAUGGCAAGAAAGUUGCUGAAGGUUCCAUCCCUUAAGAGAAUGAUCUCUUCACCAAGAACAGAUAAGCUCCCUGAUUUCAAUGACUGCAGUACAUCAUAUGUUGCAGAGAAAGGUCAUUUCAAUGUGUACACUUCAGAGGGGAAGCGUUUCAUGGUUCCAUUGGCAUACCUUGACAAUAAUAUUUUCAAGGAGCUCUUGAGGAUAUCUGAAGAAGAAUUUGGUUUGCCAGGUGAUGGUCCCAUCACACUGCCCUGUGAUGCGGCAUCCAUGGAAUAUGUGCUGUCUUUGCUUAGAAGAGGAGUGUCUAAGGAGAUGGAGAUGCAGUUGCUUAGCUCCAUCUUCAUCUCUUGCCAGUCAGCAUGUUCUAUGCUUCCUGUUGAGCAACCACAUCAAGUAGCAGUUUACAGCUUUUUUUGA
Dioscorea cayenensis subsp. rotundata (Guinea yam) is the source of this 461-nucleotide messenger RNA. Its product is annotated as auxin-responsive protein SAUR36-like. Gene Ontology annotation, biological process: response to auxin. NCBI's taxonomy places the organism in Eukaryota, Viridiplantae, Streptophyta, Magnoliopsida, Dioscoreales, Dioscoreaceae. The transcript has a single exon. The record is from RefSeq and is a predicted model, not a curated record. The coding region runs from base 45 to 461 and encodes 138 amino acids.